AUGGAAUACAUACAUAUUUUAAGAAAACUUCUUUUCAGCUAUUUUUCUGUGGUUCUUUUAGGAAUUAUAUAUGAAAUUCCAGUAGAUUUAUCUGUGUAUGAUGAAACUGAACAAUCAGGAGUAAAAUAUUUAAAUAUUUGUUCAAGAAAAUUAUCUGAAACAGAAAAAGAUCACAUCCCAUCAUUAAGAUGUCAUGAAUUAAAGUAUAAAUCGAAAGAUGAAAUAAAUGAAGAAAGUUGUAUUAAUCGUGAGGAUUUUAAAGAGUUUGAUAUUAAGGAUGAAAAUGAAGAAGUUAAAAUGGAUGAAUAUGAAAACGAUGAGGAAGAAACAUAUGAAGAAGAAGAAGAAUAUAUUGAUGAGAAAAAUGAAAAUUAUGAAAAUAAAGAGGAUAUUAGUGAUAGGGAAGAUUUAAGUGAUAUGGAAAAUAAUAAUGAUAAGGAUGAUUUAAGUGAUAUGGAAAAUAAUAAUGAUAAGGAUGAUUUAAGUGAUAUGGAAAAUAAUAAUGAUAAGGAUGAUUUAAGUGAUAUGGAAAAUAAUAAUGAUAAGGAAGAUUUAAGUGAUAAGGAAGAUUUAAGUGAUAAGGAAGAUUUAAGUGAUAAGGAAGAUUUAAGUGAUAGGGAAGAUUUAAGUGAUAAGGAAGAUUUAAGUGAUAAGGAAGAUUUAAGUGAUAAGGAAGAUUUAAGUGAUAAGGAAGAUUUAAGUGAUAGGGAAGAUUUAUGUGAUAAGGAAAAUUUAAGUGAUAAGGAGGAUUUAAGUGAUAUGGAAUAUAGUAAUGAUAAGGAUGAUUUUAGUGAUAUGGAAUAUAGUAAUGAUAAGGAUGAUUUUAGUGAUAAGGAAGAUAUUAAUGAUAGGGAAGAUUUUAGUGAUAAGGAGAAUAGUUAUAAUGAAGAAUAUAAUAAUAAUGGAGAAGAGGAAAAUUUUAAGAGAGAGAAAUAUGAUAAAACAAUUAUUAAUAAUUUAUAUUAUAGUAAAUGGAAUGUGGGUGUAGAAAAUGAUGAGAAUAAAUGGAUAGAUGAAAACCAUGAAUUAAUGGAUAAGUGGAGUUUGAUUAAAAAUUGUACAAAUGGGAAAUGGAUAGAUUGUGAAAAAAUUCAUGAUGAAUAUAGAAAAAAAAAAAAUUACGAUGAUUCAAUGUGGGAAAAUAUUAAACAGGACGACGAAGUUGAUGAAUGGGAUUUAGGACAUGAAAAAGAAAAAGAUAAAUGGGUAUUUGUAGAGGGAUAUGACUAUACUAAUUCAGUUAUAGAAGAAGAAAAUGACGAUGAAUUAAAAAAUAUUGAAUCAGAUGAUGAACAGAAAUGGGAUUUCUCAGAAGAUGAAGAAGACAAAUCUGAUUCUGUAGAAGAGAGAAAUGAUGUCGAACACCAAAAAAAAAUCGAAGAAGAAAAAGAUGAUGAAAACAGUAAUUCUGGUAAAUGGGAUUUUAUAAGGAAUAAAGAAAAUGGAUGGGGUAUUUUGGAAAAUCAAAAAGAAAGAAUGAAUUUUUCAGAGAAAGAUGAAAAUAGAAUUAAUUUAAUUGAAUUAUAUUUUGAUAAUGUUUAUAAUUAUGUAGAUAGAAAAUAUGAAAACGAGGAUUUGAUAUCAAGUGAACCAGAAAAAGUAAAUGUUAUGAAACAAGAGGAGGAAUAUAAUAAAAAUGAUGAUAUAGAUAUGAAUAAAUAUAGUAAAAAAGACAUAGGAAUGUUUUAUUUGUACCAAGAAGAACUGAAAAACGAAGGUGAUAAGGAAGAAUUGAUAAAUAAGAGAGAUAACAAAAGGAAUAAAGAAAAUGAUGAAGACAUUACCAUAGAAAAUGAUGAACAAAUUCUUAACGGAAAUUAUGAAAAAGAAGGAAAAUCAAAGGAACUUAAAGGAGAAAAUGAUUGUAUUAAUGAAUCAUCUGAAAAUAUUAUUAAAAAAAAAACAGAUAAAAAAGAGGAUAUUAAUAAUAAUAAUAAUACUACAGAGAAUAAUGAAAAUAUAGAUUAUAAUAAAUUUAUAAAAGAUUUAAAAGAAGAUAAGGUUGACAAUGUUUUUCAUGGUUUUGGAAGUUAUCCACUAAAGAAAGAUAUCCUUGGUUUAUGGUGGGAAGCACUUAGUAUAAUUAAAUUAGGUUUUGAAAUAAUAACAAGAGAUUUUAAGAGUUAUAUGAAAACUUAUUUAGAUAAAUAUGAAUAUAAUCAUAGAUCAACAUAUGAAUAUCCUUUUAUAUGGAGUUAUAUUCAAUCAACUUGGGGAAGAUGCAUACUUAAUCUUGGAAUGGAAGUAGCUUCUGAACAAAAAGAAUUUUCUAGAAAUUUCUAUCAUUUACUUAAUAAAACAGCCAAUCUUGAGGAUAUUACAAAUUUUAUUUAUUCUGGGAUGAUGUAUUUUGAAAAAUUAAGAAAGCGCUUAUUAUAUAAAUAUAAGCAUACGUUCCGUAGUAAAAUUAAGAAUCUACCAGAUAAUGCUUUAAAUAUAAAAUUUUACCAAGGUAAACUUAUUUAG
Plasmodium falciparum 3D7 is the source of this 2466-nucleotide messenger RNA. RefSeq lists its product as uncharacterized. Lineage: Eukaryota; Apicomplexa; Aconoidasida; Haemosporida; Plasmodiidae. The record is from RefSeq and is a predicted model, not a curated record.